This is a messenger RNA of Papaver somniferum (opium poppy), 1461 nucleotides long. RefSeq names its product YJU2 splicing factor homolog. Bases 500 to 1306 code for a protein of 268 amino acids. The transcript has a single exon. NCBI's taxonomy places the organism in Eukaryota, Viridiplantae, Streptophyta, Magnoliopsida, Ranunculales, Papaveraceae. Gene Ontology annotation, cellular component: U2-type catalytic step 1 spliceosome. The record is from RefSeq and is a predicted model, not a curated record. Gene Ontology annotation, biological process: mRNA splicing, via spliceosome.
AUAAGAUAAACUCUGCUAAUAUGUUUGGUCUAUACCUCCCAGUUUGGCUCAUGCCAACUGCGUUGAGGCAGAUGGAUAGCCUUUCUCAAGACUUUUGCAUAUAAAAUUAAAAAAAUAAAAAUAAUAACAAAACAUGACUGACAUGAAGUAAAAAGUUGCAGAGUGGGAUUAGCAAAGCAUGAGUUAGGUUUAGCAUGCAUCAGCACAUGCGAACUUUAGCAUCCGUAACCUUGUAAGAGCUCUUGUCACUUGUCGUCCAAAGAAAAAGAGCUCUCACCACGCACCAACUGCCACAAUUGGGUCACGACCAGUAAUUGCACUUAAAUCCCAAUUGAGGUAAAUACUUUGGCAUGCACGUUCCGUCCAGCUGUAACCGUGUAACCGCGUGUCACUUUCCUUUUCAGACUUGUUUCCCGAAAUUUUCCUGCUAAAAAAUUCACUCUCGCAUAUCAUCAGAACUCAACUUCUUGAUCUCAGUUUUCAGUGGAGAAGAAUAAAGAUGGGAGAAAGGAAAGUCCGGUGUCAUUACAUUCCACCAGAUCUUGAUCCCGCAAAAAUACCACCGAUACAACGUAAGAAACAACAGGACUGCAGAUGGAUGCUUCCGAUGAGUAUUCGCUGCAAAACUUGCGGGAAUUACAUGGGUAGAGGAACCAAGGUUAAUACCCGUAAAGAAAUCGUAGACGGUGAGACAUAUUUAGGAAUUCGAAUCCAUAGGGCCUACUUCAAGUGCUCUACAUGCUCAGCAGAAUUCACAAUAAAGACUGAUCCACAAAAUUCAGACUAUACUGUUGAGUUUGGAGCAACCAGAAAUUUCGAGCCAUGGCGUGUUGAGGAUCAAGAGGUGGACAGGAGAAAGGAUGCAGAAGGGGAUCCAUUGAAAUCUUUGGAGAAUAGAACGCGGGUAUCCAAGAGAGAGAUGGACACAGACGCGGAUAUCGACCAAGUGAGGUCUAUUAAGGCGAGACAUGCUGCGGUGAGUUCCGAAGCAAUGCUUGAGGCCCUGCAGCGUAAUGCCAAGGAAAAGGAGAAGCAACUGGAGGCGCAGGACGAAGCAAUCGCAAAAUCGAUUUUUCGUAAUAAGGAAAUCGUUUUGAGGAUCCAUGAUGAAGAAGAUCAGGCAGUUCGUACGCUGAAAACAAAAAUUGUAGAUUAUAGGGAUCCAACAACUGGUUCUCUGACAAAGAGCAGAUUUCUGAGGCCUUGUAGUAGAGGAGAGGAACUGAACCUGUCGAAGUUGAUAUCCAAUUCUUCUUGUGUUAGAGUCUCAGUCAUCAAGAAGCCUCGAACUGUCCCAAAAUCAUGAUCAUAAUGUUUUGCUUCAUAGACUGCAGAAGGUUUGCGAAACCUCUUGUUAACCUGUUUUUACUUUUUCUGAUUUUGCAAUUUAAAACUGUAACAAUGUAACUUUCCCAAUUUACUGCCUAUGUCACGGCCUUUCAACCUGACAAAUAUUUAACA